CAUUCCGGCCGGCCUUCAUUUUCACCGCAUAGCGCACUACGCGCCCGCCAUUUUGUUGCUAAAGAUUGGCUCGGUGCAAGUUAUCGGUUCUUUGUUUUAUGUGCACAAGUGAAAAUAAAUACUCGGUAGUUUAUAAAUAGAGCAUCAAUCAAAAUGGUCGCGCAAACCAAAGUAUUCGUGGGAAGUUUGCCGCAGGGCUCCAAACCAGAGGAAUUGAGAAAACUGUUCGAAAGAUUCGGCGUAGUGACAGAAUGCGAUAUUAUGAAUAGAUGUGGUUUCGUGCACAUGCAGACAGAAGAUCAAGCGUCUGCGGCGAUUCGCGCGCUUCAUAACACUUCAUUCAAUGGCGGCGUCAUAACGGUAGAGCGGGGAAGGAUCAAGGAGCGUGGACAGCGCGGUGGUGGCGGCGGUCGCGGCGGCAUGCGAGGAGGCAUGAGAGGCAUGGACAGGCGCGGCGGAGGCCCGAUGCGCGGAGGCCCGCCGAGGGAUGCGCCUUAUCCACCCAUGAGGGACACGCGUCCCAUGGGCCCGAUGCGUGGCAGCGAUAUGCGCGGCCCGCCAAUGGGCGGCGGAGGCAUGUCGAUGCGGAACGGAAUGGGAGGCGGAGCGCCCUACGACCGCGGAAUGGACCGGCCUCCGAUGGGUGGAUAUGAUGACAGAUACAACGGAUAUGGGGAGGACCGUCGCGGCUUCGCGUUGAUGGAUGGGCGCGGAGCAAGGGACCAGUACGGCGCGCCGCCUCCCAUGUACCCGGACGACAGGCGUGGGUACGGAGCGGUGGACGACAUGGCCCCAAUGUACCCCGACGAUAGACGCGCGCCCAUGUAUCCGGACGAGCGGGACAUGAUGGAUAGGCGAGGCGGCAUGCGAGGAGGUCCAAUGCCCAUGGCGUCAGGUUACGAUAGAGCACCACCCCGGGCAGCUCCCAUGGGCAAUGGAGAUAUGUACAGCAGAAGGACACCACCUCCGAUGCGCGGCGGAGGCGGCGCGGCGGCGGGCUACGACCGCGACCCGUAUGCGCAGCAGUACGCGCCCAUGGGACGCGCGGGCGGAGCGGCGCACGGCGCGGCGCACGGCGGCCGGGCCCGGCCCCAGCGCACCAACAAAAACUGUAUAUCGCUCGUGUAGCCGCACCACCGCCGCGCCACCGCGCCACCACGCUACCACGCUACCACGCUCGCGCCCCACGCCGCGACCGCGAAGGAUCCCGCAGUGUUUUUCAACCCUCCCCCCA
Zerene cesonia (dogface butterfly) is the source of this 1234-nucleotide messenger RNA. RefSeq names its product RNA-binding protein 4.1 (gene Bmp-2). The coding region runs from base 154 to 1128 and encodes 324 amino acids. Gene Ontology annotation, cellular component: cytosol. The transcript is spliced from 5 exons. Lineage: Eukaryota; Metazoa; Arthropoda; Insecta; Lepidoptera; Pieridae. Gene Ontology annotation, molecular function: mRNA binding. The record is from RefSeq and is a predicted model, not a curated record.